Struthio camelus australis is the source of this 3609-nucleotide messenger RNA. It is a transcript of the gene UVSSA, whose product is annotated as UV stimulated scaffold protein A. Gene Ontology annotation, biological process: transcription-coupled nucleotide-excision repair; response to UV. Gene Ontology annotation, cellular component: chromosome. Gene Ontology annotation, molecular function: RNA polymerase II complex binding. The record is from RefSeq and is a predicted model, not a curated record. Lineage: Eukaryota; Metazoa; Chordata; Aves; Struthioniformes; Struthionidae.
AUGACUGUGGUUGCCGGCGCUGUUUCCUUCGACGCCGCGCGGCCGGGCUGCGGCUCCCCCGAGAAAAUGGCGCCGCGGGUGCUCGGCCGCCCCCACCGCGGGGAGCGAGGGGGCGGCUGUGGGGGUCGGGAGAGGGACCAGCGCCUCGCUGAGCUGGUGGAGGAGCUCACCACGUCGGGGGAGCCGCAGCUGGAGCCGGGCAAAAUGAAGGAGCUGAAGAAAAUCUGCAAGUCUUCAGAUGAACACAUCAGCCAUGCCUAUCAUCUGCUGAUGACACGGCUUAACGAGGAGCACGCCGAGAUACGCUUUUCGGCUUUUCAGAUCGUGCACGAGUUGUUUACCCGAUCGCAUCAGUUCCGGACGUUAAUUAUUUCCAACUUCCAAGAGUUCUUGGAGCUCACGGUUGGGAUAGACCAUGAGCAACCUCUUCCCCCGCCCAAAGAGGUGGCACAAAAGCUGAGAAAAGCAGCCAUUAAGGCAGUACAAGACUGGCAUGAGAAAUAUGGAGAGGCCUACAAGCAGCUUUCUCUGGGAUACCACUUUUUAAAGCAGAAUAAGAAGGUGGAUUUUCAGGAUGUGAGUGCCAGAACCCUGGCUGAAAGGAGGAGGGAAGAGGAGAAACAAAAACGAUUGGAUAACAUUUACAAAGAAAAAGCCAAAAGAGCUGAAAAAGAAAUGGCAGAAAUGUCUCAGGAGAUUGCUGACACGCUGACAGAGAUGGAAAACUGUUUCCAGCUUCUAAUGCCAGAUCCUUUUGACUUCACUAUGAAUGACACAGAACUGGAACCCAACAAACAAAUGACUGCUAAUGAAGACAAACCUGCAUCUCCCUCGUCCUCUCGGAUAGCACUUCACCCAUCUUAUUUUGGACAUGCGGAUGAUGAACAGCCGUGCUGCAGCAAGGACCUUCUUUCUGUUUCUCAGUGUGUUAAAACUGAUGGAAAUGAAGAGCUGAGUGAGCAGCAGCAGGAGCUGGAGCAAAAAGAGUUAGAUAGAGGCACCCACUCAGAAUUUGGAUCUGGUGUCCCUGCUCUCAGUGAUGAUGAUUACCAAACUUUUGUUAGGAACCAUGGACUUAUUUCUCAUAAGUAUACUCUAGACCUUGAAAUCUCCACAGAUAUAAAAGUACAUGAGAAUGAAGAUAAUACAGCCAUAAUAAACAAUAUCAUGGAUGCUCACAGACUCCUUAGAAAUAAGUUCUUGCCUUCUGUGCAGUCCUGGAUUCAGUUAUUUACCAGAGCAGGAAUAAAUGAUGAUCGGCUAAGAUGUGCCAUUGACCUCAAGAAUAAACUGGAGGUUGCGAUGAAGAAAUACAAGGACAUGAACAUUUCCUUUAAGGAGAGGAAAAGAAAAGUGAUGAAAGCCUCAGACGACGACGACGAUGAAGAAGAAGAAUUUGUGGAGGUCCCUGAGAAGGAAGGUUAUGAGCCCCACAUUCCAGACCACCUGCGUAAGGAAUAUGGGCUAGAGCCCCUGUCGCCUCCAAAUGUACCAGUGAGGAAGACGUCAGUAGGACUGGCUCUGGUGAGCUCCCAGACCCAGCCGGAAGGCAACGAAGAUGAGCUUGACCCAACCUGUGCAGCUGCAACACUGAAACUUAUUAGAGACAAGCUACCGAAGUUAUCACCUCCAUACACGAGCAAGUCUGCAACUACUGAGCAAGCAGCUUUGGAAGAGCCCGACAGUAAAAUAAGAAAACUGGAAGAAGAAAGAGCUAAAGCUCCCAUCAUGCCUUUUGGAUUAGAUCUUCACUACUGGGGACAGGACCAGCCAAGUGCUGGGAAGAUGCUCAAAUUUUCUUCUCAGCAUCGUUUUUGGGCACCCAGUGAAGUGGAGGAUGAGAUCGAAAAUAAAGAAGUAACUGAAAUGUUAAAAACUAGAUAUAUAACCUUUGCUGGGAAGUUUGAACCAGUGAAACACAAAUGUCGAGCACCAAUGCCUAAUGGAAGUCUGUGCGAAAGACAAGAUCGGAUUAAGUGCCCUUUCCAUGGAAAGAUAAUUCCUCGGGAUGAAUCUGGGAUUCCUGUUAACUCAGAGGACAGAGCCAGAGAAGAAAAGAUGCAGUUUGAGAAGCAAGCAGCCCAGCCAGAGUGGCGAGAUCCAGAAUUCAUGAGAGAAGUUGAAGCAGCUACAGGAGUGGAUCUUGGGUCCUCUAAAAAUAAUGGAAAAGGAGGGAAAAAGAAAGGAAAGAAGAAAAAAUACCCAAAUCUGACAGACCUGAAACAGCAGGCUAAUACUUCUCGUUCCCGGCUUGAGAAGAAAGUCUUCAAUAAAGGUGCUAUGAAACGAGUGGUGAAAGCAAUGAAUCGAGUGGACCAAAGAAAGCAUGAGAAGUUUGCCAACCAGUUUAACUAUGCACUGAAUUAAAUUGUGAUAAAAUGAAGGGCAAAGAAGAAGAUUAACAAGAGUGCAGCUGUACCAGGCCUUUAUCACAGACCUUCAUAUUUAAACUAAAAUAUUGUGCUAAGCGUUUUUAUUGGGGUCAUUUUUAAUCGUUAUCAAUUUCUAAUUUAUUUGAACAUGAAUUAUAGAAAAGAUGUGGUAUAUGAUUGAAUGCAUUUAACAAGCUGGUAACUACUUGAAAUUUACAUAUGAACAAGUUUUAUGGCUUGUACAUGCUCUAAUUAAAAUAUUCACAGAUGUUUUUGGCCUUCCUAAUGGACGCAUGUAAUUUUUAUACUUUGUUUGUCAACAUAUGUGCUUGUACUUUGCCUUGACUUUCCUGCCUUCAGAAAGACGCCUUAAAAAACGAUUAGAUUCACACAUAAGGCAGCAGUGCAGAGUAUUGGCUCAGCUUACUAUUCCAGAAAACGUACCAUAUCAAGCAGCAUACCAGCUCCUGCAGUACUCCUAAACACCUCUUGUGUGCAUAUUAAAAAAGCUCCAAAUCGAUUGGAUGUCUUGCUGGCAGUGAAUGGAAUCAAGUUUGAUUGUGACAAGUCCAGGGACUAAUUCGGAGUCAGAAGGUAUGGCACCAGUGGAGAAGCUGAAAUGAUCGAGUUAGUCCCGGUCUGCUUCUUGUUUUACCGGGAUAGUCUUCCACUGUCUUUCAAAACCAGCUACAUCUGGAAAGCGUGAUCUAAAAGGCUGUAGAGAAUGUGCUGCAGUUUAAGUCAUACUGAAAAGCCCUAGCACAAAGUGAAAGUAUGAGAGUUUUAGAAAUUGUUCAAGCAUCCUACUGUACAAGUGAGCUGCCUGGCUUGACUCAGUUAAAAGUACCUCAGUCUCAAUCCUGAAAGUGCAGCUGAGGACCUGAACACAAAGAAGAGUGUCUGGACUCUCCUCUGACUCUGCAGGCUUUACUUUGAAAUUAAGUAGCUGGAUCCAGCAUGGUUUGUUGUUAUUGGCUGGUGACUUAACCAGAUCUCUCACAUGCUUUGCUUGCCCUAGCCAUGCCUGAAGCAGAGUGAACCAAACGCUGACACAAGUUUGCUGUCUCUAGGUUUCGUACAGCUUUGUGGGUGAAAGAAAUAUGGCAUAUCCAGGGGAAUGGGCUGUUUGAAAUUAAAUUUCAAAUUAAACUGCAGAUGUUUCCAAUAAAAUGCAGAACACAAAUUGGAAUGGAUUUUGUACCGCACUGGCUUAGUCACUCAUCUUUUUGCAGUGUGU